Molecule: messenger RNA, 2547 nt
Organism: Lates calcarifer (barramundi perch)
Lineage: Eukaryota; Metazoa; Chordata; Actinopteri; Centropomidae
Exons: 3
Coding region: 338-1048 (236 amino acids)
Biological process (GO): T cell costimulation; positive regulation of T cell proliferation; immune response
Cellular component (GO): external side of plasma membrane
Source: RefSeq, a predicted model, not a curated record
GUGGCAACAGUCUUUUUGUUGUGUUUACUGUCGGUAGGAUUAUUCAGACUCAUUUUUCAUUGAUAUUUGACCACAGCUGUAACAUCAUGACUCUGCCUGUUUUCACUGCUCCCUCACAUUCAGUUCUAACUUACACUUGUAGCCCUUAUUGCUGACACAUGGAGUGUGUCUCUUUAAAAUGAUGCUGGACUUUACGGGGAUUCCCUGGACCAGUGAAUGCAGCACCUCCAUCCUCCUCUCUCUCUCACACCCUCAGUCUACUGUGCAGCAGCAGCAUCACUGGAAUCAGCAUCAGCAUCAGCAGCAUCCGUGGACCAGGGCGCGACUCUGAGCUGAUAUGCUCCUCUCUUCCCUCAUGGCUCCUUCUUUUCUACUCUUAUCACAUGUUUUGAUCCUUUUCGUCCUCGUCCAUGCCUCUGAAGAUCUAAGAGGUAACAUGCGAGAGGUAAAGGUAAAGGCGGGAGAGGAAGUCACUCUGGAGUGUCAGGGUCCUACCCACGCUCCCAUAGAGGUCCUGAAGUGGAUCAGACCAGACCUGAUGUCAGACCGGGGGUUAGAGGGCUAUGUCUUCUUCUAUCGAGAUGAACGGUCUCAUGAAUCCUACCAUCAUCAGCUGUUCGUGGGCCGAGUAGAACUGAGAGACCCGGAGAUGAAGGACGGAGACGUGUCUCUGAUUCUGAGGAACGUCAGCACCAACGACACUGGAAGAUACGAGGGUCACGUGUCGGUGAGCAACACAGGACGCAGGAAGAGAGCCCAGUCUGAGCUCUGGUGUGUCAUCAAGCUGACCGUCGAAGACCCAGGUCCAACACAUGAAGAAACCUGGUUCAGACAAAUCGCUCAGGUCCUGGGGCUGGAAGAAAACCACCUGCUUUAUGUUUUAGUUUCUGUUGCUGUUGUUGUGAUUCUUCUGACUGGACUUUGUUGCGCAGUAAUCAAGAAAUAUAAGAAUCACAGUCAGAACUAUGGACCCUCAAUGCAGGAGUCUGAAGAGAUGGCUAUGAAGGCCCAAGACCCUUGUAGUUGUGAUAGUCGGUCACACUGCUAACAUCUGGAAAAAUGUCUCUGUUGGACCUCCAUUCUGUUUGAGUUGCUCUGGUCUCACUGUGUACAGUUUCUUUAAUAUGCUGAGAAGAAGCUAGUGGAUAAAAUGUUGAUCUUUGAUGCAUCAUCUGAACUCUUCACCGGUUUACUUUACUUCAGUGUUGUACUCAAGGUGAGCCAUCAUCCAAACAAAUGAAUAACAAGAGGGAAGCUUCAAAGUUCAGAAUCCAUCUGCUGAGAAAACAGGGGAGCAGCAGCCAUCAUCUUCCUCUCAUUCUCUGAUUCAGACACAGAUAACGAAGUGGAAACUACAGAGAAAACUCUGGACAGUCCAAAGCUGAUGUGGAUAAGUGGAGUGAAAAGUGAAAAGGCCCAUCAUCCAAUCAGAGAGAGAGCUUUAGCAAGUCCUUUAGUUUGGAAUGGGUUUAAAAAACUGUAACAUCAAACUCAAUUGUACAAAGACUUUCUCGUUGCACACAGUGAACUGUCAGAUGUGCAUGUCUUAACGUCUUUUUUUGCCAGAUGCCACUUUCAAACUUUGAUUUCAGGCCAAAGCAAAGUCCUGGAAGCUUUCCAGUAAGCUAAGGUGCCUCUUCUUUUCUGUGUUAAACCAGACCUGGAUCUUUCCCUGACCCGAACCAGGAGCUGUGAGAGUCUGAACAGAACCAGGAAACUAUUUCAUAAAGCUGGAGUCUCUACAGGUGGAUGAUUGCUGCAAGAUUUCCUCAUUACGUCGACAGUAAAAUGAUCCGGUCGUAAUGUGUCAUUAUUUAUUGUUAUUGUAUGUAAGAAAACCUAAUUCUACCAAAGUCUACUAAAAUAAUAUUGUAGAAUUAUUCCUAAUGAGAUAACACCUGUGUAGUUUAGAACACAUGAAUCAAUAUAAAAUAACAUUAUAUAUGUUACCAAAACCUGAAUGUAUCAUGUGCAGUAACAAAGGUUCCACUGCUCUGCAUGGCUACACACCCUGAACACUGGACGUUCUGCUGCAUCAUUGACUAUUAUUGUUCAGAGGUGGAUUUAUAUUUAUAUUAUAUUCAUAAUUAAUAUAAUUAAUAUAAAUAACAUUCACUGUAUCAUCACCUGAUACUGAAGGCCACUGGUUCUCCUGCAUGUUUGGAAAGGGAAGGGUACUUACUUACUUCAGAUUGUCAAACCAUCUAUCAUGUUUUAAAGAUGAAUGUUUUUCUUACUGUGAUUAUUUGUGGUGUCAUAUCCAGUCUGCUUUUUAACAAGUGUGGUUGUCUUCAACUUCUAACUGUCGUCUCAAUAAACUGCUGGUCAAACUUUGUAAUAUUCCCAAACAGAGCUGCAGGAGGAGAGAGAAUACGACAGUGUGUUUAACGGUCUCACCUCAUAUUUUCAGACAUACAGUCUCUAUAUAGUGUAGUGUAUAGUGUAUGCCACUGAGUCAGUCUACUUCUGGAUCAAAACAUGUACAGGACUCCUCAGCAGCCAAUGAGAACAUGGAGGGGGUUUGAGAGUGUAUGACGUUUGAAGAAU